UUUAUUCGUAGUAAAUUUUGUUUUGCCGAAAGCUCGGUGACUUGACGAAGACCUUUUAUCUUAGCUUAGCGCGGCAGUGUGACAUGAGCUUGACACGCGGAGCAGCUGGUGGCCUUUAAACAGCUGAGCUGACGUUACGGCCGACUCGCGGAGCGUCUCUACUGGUCGUCUGCUGCGGCCCCGCCCCCUUUUGCAUGUUUCCAGGGAGAGCGCUCAAAUCGGUGGGGGUGCGGGAAGCGGUUAGGUGACACUUGACCCACAAAGAAAGGUCCAGACGUUCAGGAAGGAGCAGCACCCCAAAAUUUUGGGGAACAUUGAAGACCUACAUAGAGGAUCCAAAGCAGGAAUUCAACAUCCGGUGGCAUGCCGGACCACGGCGGCGGUCGCGAGCGGGCGCCCCCCCUCGGUCAAGCCAUGCUGCUGGGAACGGCACGGGAAGCCGCGGCACCUUUGAGCGUGUCUGUCGUGGCGCAGGCAGAAAGCGAAGAUUUUCAAGAGUUCAGCCCCACGCACGUGCAGACUUCCCGCUGGCAGCUGCGUCUCCUCAAUACCUUCAGGAAGCAAGACCCAGACGUCGUCACAAGUCAUAAUCUGUCAAAUUCAUCCAACUUUGUAAUGACGUCACGCCACGACGUCAUCCCCCCGCCACGCCAGUUCAAGGACUCGCCGACGUCAUCGGGCGAAGACGCCGAAGACGAGCAAUCGGAGCAAAGCGAGAGCGAAAACGAAGCCACCUCGUCGUCUGCUUUUAGCUCCUCCUCUUCGGCCGAGCUGGAAUACAGCUCCGCCCGUACGCCGAAUGGCAAAGUCGUAUCCCUUUGUCCACUGGCGACUCCCAUCGUCCAGCGCCGCCUGUUGGACUGGAGGACGAACAACAACCAAGGAUUCCUGCUGCACCGUGUCACGAAACUCAAAGCGCUAAAGAUGGCAAUGGCGGGCGGUCCGAGCGGCGCCCCGGACGCCGCCGCUAGUGAUAAACUGUACAGGCGCGGAACGGCGCCCACCGGCAGCGGUCUCACGAUGCGCUGGGUAAGCCCGUGGAGGACUACAGCGGCGGACGAGGAUGAUGACUCGGACGCAGGGGAGGUCGACUCACUAGCCCUGGAGCGGGAAGGCCAGCCCACUUCUCUGCGGCAUGAGCCGGCCUGGGAUUCGGACUCGGAUGUGGACAUCUACGUGGGAGAGGAGGGCGACGACUACGAGAGCGACGACUACGAGGGCGACUGUGAGGGCGAUGAAGACAAAGAAGACGGUUCAAAGCGCUACCUCCAAGCUCUGCUGGAUGUUUUCCCUCUGUUGCGGAGAGGCCGGCAGACAGGUGGCGCUGGCGAGGGCUCGGAAGCGCAGCUGGACGACCUACGAGAAGACGUGGCCCUCCAGCCGGACACAUGGACCCCGGAGCCGCGAGACGACCCUCCCUCCUGCUUCAGCAGCUCCUCACAGGCCUCAUUAAACGACUCUGAGUGUUCGUCGGACGAUGCCAGCUCAGGGGCAUUCUCCUCGUGCGACGCCCGCGUGGAAAAUUGGGCGCCGGCGCCCCCCUCGGACCGCUUUGAAGAAAACGCAACGAAAAUCCGACCGAUGCCGGCGGGAUGUUGCCGGAGCGCCUCCUUCGGUCAGGCGGCAGGCGUGGAUGUUUGGAUUGAGCGCAUUGACGGCGAACGAGUGAAGAUUCGUGAACGUCAGCGGGUGCGAGUUGGACACGUGGCCGUCGGAAUCAGCCAGCAGAUGUCCUCAAGCGCCUUCACUAUGGAAACAUUGGACAGCAAGUCUGUGUCCUUCCGGCGGGAGAUCUGCGAGCCGUUUGUCAAGCUUCGCUGCGUGGCCGCUCCCGACUGGUGCCCGCAAUGGACCUGGCGAGUUCGGGACGGCCAACUCGAAGUCCGCCAGUGACCUCGAGCCGACCUCGUGUUUGGCAGAGGUCGCCAUUUCUGCAGGAGAAAGGCGCUAACUUUCUUAGCUUAAAGUAGCUAGCUAGCCUAGAAUGCAAUGUGGGUUAUUCAAAAGGAACUGUUUUAAAAUAUUUUGCAAUCAUGUAUUUAUUGUAAACUAUGUGUAGACUCUAUGAAUGUAUAUCUUUCCACCCACAAGAGUUAUUGGUAGAAUCUGUGACUGUUGAUAGGACACAAAGUUUCUGUGCUAAAAUGCUAAUACAAGUAGUCCCUGGGAUAUGACGUACCCAACUUACGUGGUUUUGACUUUACACGCCGGAGUGUCGUCCACCAUUUUGUCUCCUGUCAAUUUUUUUAAGUCGCAUAAACAGUAACUUAUUGUAAGUCACAGGAUCUUAUUUUUUAAUUUAUUAAUAUGAUGUGUUCUGUUCUCACUAAACGUGAAAUUGUUCAGCUUUACAGACAGCAAACAAGGCAAUUUUUGCUUUUUGAAGCUUUUUACUUCCUUCACUUUUGACAAUUUGUAUAGCUGUAACACACAUAUGUACACUUAUGUUUAAAACGACACACAUUUUAACUAUA
This is a messenger RNA of Corythoichthys intestinalis (scribbled pipefish), 2474 nucleotides long. RefSeq lists its product as uncharacterized. The transcript is spliced from 8 exons. Bases 364 to 1893 code for a protein of 509 amino acids. NCBI's taxonomy places the organism in Eukaryota, Metazoa, Chordata, Actinopteri, Syngnathiformes, Syngnathidae. The record is from RefSeq and is a predicted model, not a curated record.